Molecule: messenger RNA, 1158 nt
Organism: Lodderomyces jiufengensis
Lineage: Eukaryota; Fungi; Ascomycota; Pichiomycetes; Serinales; Debaryomycetaceae
Exons: 1
Coding region: 1-1158 (385 amino acids)
Source: RefSeq, a predicted model, not a curated record
AUGUUUGUCACAUUGAAGUAUCGAAAUAUCAAAAAAGAGCCAGGACUAGAUGAAAAUAGACUAAAUAUUGAUUUAAAUCAAUUUUCACUACCUGAAGAAUAUAAAACUUCAGAAUCUACAAAUUAUUUUGAUAAUGAUUAUUUCAAUUCAAAUGAUAGCAUUUAUAUUGAAGAACAAAUAAAUAAUGAUCAAACAACCAAUUCACCAACUCCAGAAUCAUCAGUACCAUCAUCACCUAAGAACAAAUUCCCACAGUUUUCAAAUUCUCAAACACCAAUUGCUGAGCCAAAAAGAAAUAAUUUAUUCGUAUCUAUUAAAACAACUCCAAAAAAAUUACAACUUACUCCUUCCAAAAUUGUCAAGCUUCAGUAUUCAAGUAAGAAGAAAAGUCAUUCAAAAAGUAAUUCAAUAUUAUCACCAAGUAGAAAUGACACUCUGUUGGAGACUAAUAAUAUAACAACCACUAAAAUAAAUAAUCAACACGAUGAAGCACAAAAUGAACCUCCAUCAAUAGAACUACCUCAAAUCAAUAAUAACAAUUCCUCAACACCAAUUAAUAAUGAGACACCAACAUCAUCGUCACUACCCUCAAUUGUACAACCACAACCGAUAAAAAGCAAAGAGGCAACGAUUAAUUUGAUCACUGAAUUAGACGAUGAUGAUUUAGAUCAAGAAAUGGAGAAUAUAGAAGAAAUAGUAGAAGAAGUGCAAGAAAUACCAGAAACAACACCAGUGGCUGCAACCCAAAGUCCACAAGACAUUCAAUACCAGCAAGCUCAUCAAAUGAGUCAAACUGCAACACCUAAAACCAACAUAAACCCGAAACCAAAACCAACAAAACCAAAAUCCAUUUCAGAAUCAUUAGAGCUGAUAUCAAAAUACAAUGAAUUCAAAAAGAAGCUAGAUUCAAACGGAGAAGAUCCAAAGGAAAUUUCAUCAUUACUAGAUUAUCAAAAUUUAGAAAUUAAUUGGUUGCAGAACACAAUAAAUGUAGCAAAUCGACUACAUGAAUUAAAAGAUAUUUACAAAUUAAUUCAAUCGAUUAAAGAAGAAAAAAAGAAAGAUAAAAGAAAUAACAUAAGCAAUAAUGAUAAGAAUAAUGAAAGUGAUGCAGAUAGUAUAAUGGAGGUAGAUCAGGAUAAUGAUGUUGAUUUAUAG